AAUGUAGUAGCCUGAUUUCUCCUAGGUCUCGGAUUUCAUCUUGUAUACACUACUAAUCUGAGCGGCGCAGAGAUGCGACGCCAUUAGAGCGAGCUCGAAUUCGGAUAGAAGAGAGUUGGGCAGCUGGAUCAUGGGCUCCGUUGGCUUGGCGCGAAUGCUGAGGUCGCUGUGCGUCGCCGGCGAUCUCGCUAGGGCGGUGGGUCUCCUGUGGCGGAGUACGGUGUGCCCCGGUGAGGGGACCUACGCGCUUCUGCUGCAGGAAUGCGUGAACCGGCGGGACGCGAGGAUGGGGAAGAGGAUCCACGCGCGCAUGGUGUCGGUGGGGUUUGGCGGCGGCGUCUACAUCGUCACCAAGCUGCUGAUCUUUUACGUCAAGAUCGGUGAGCUUGGUGUUGCGCGGAAGGUGUUCGACGGAAUGCCGCAGAGGAGCGUCGUGGCGUGGAACGCCAUGAUAUCCGGGUGCGCGCGCGGCGGCGCGGAGGCGCGGGCGGUGGAGAUGUUUGGGUCGAUGCGGGCGGAGGGGAUGAGGCCGGACCAGUUCACGUUCGCGUCGGUGCUCUGCGCGUGCGCGAGGCUGGCCGCGCUGGAGCACGGCCGGCGCGUGCACGGCGUCAUGGUCAAGUCGCGCGUCGGCGGCGGCAACGUCUUCGUCGACAGCGCGCUCGUCGACAUGUACCUCAAGUGCAGCAGCCCCGAGGAGGCGCGCCGGGCGUUCGCGGCGGCGCCGGCGCGGAACGUCACCAUGUGGACCGCCGUCAUCUCCGGGCACGGCCAGCACGGGCGCGCCGCGGAGGCGCUGGCGCUGUUCGACCGGAUGACGCGGGUGGACGGGCUCCGGCCGAACGACGUCACGUUCCUCGCCGUGCUCUCGGCGUGCGCGCACGCCGGGCUCGUCGGCGAGGGUCUGCGCCACCUCUCGUCCAUGUCGUCGGGCUACGGCCUCACGCCGAGGGGCGAGCACUACGCGGCGGCGGUCGACAUGCUCGCCAGGGUCGGCCGGCUCGGCGACGCCUACGAGCUCGUCAAGAACCUGCCGGACUGCCAGGAGCACUCGGUGGUCUGGGGCGCGCUGCUCGGCGCCGGCAGGAAGCACGGCGACGUGAGGCUGGUCGAGCUCGCCGCGCGCCGCUUCUUCCGGCUGCAGCCGGGGAACGCCGGCAAGUACGUCGUCCUGGCGAACGCGUACGCCGCGCGCGAGAUGUGGGGCAGCGUCGCCGGCGCGCACGAGGCGAUGCGGUCGCUGGGAAUCAAGAAGGAUCCGGCCUGGAGCGCCGUCGAGGUCCGGGGCAAAAGGCACACCUUCCUCGCCGGCGACUCGUACCACGACGAGCGCUCGGCGAUAUACGCGGCCUGCAACGCGUUGGCCGCCGCCGUCGCCGAGCAGUCCGUGCCUCCGGUUAUGGAUGGAGAUGAUGCCAGCCAUUGCAGCUGAGCUGAUUGGUGAUGUGAAGUGGCAUUGCAUUUUCAUCAUUUGAGAUGUUGCUUCUAUGAAGCAACAAGCCUGCUAAAUGAUCGAUUGUCAGUUGUCAGUUGUCACUCGCUCAAUUUCAUGAACAUUUGCAAAUUUUGCAUCCUCUUUCAAAGAGGGUUCAAAGAGAUCACAGGGCCUGUAGAUUUUUUGCAACUUGAGAACUGUUGUGCCCUUGUUCUAGACCCACUGCAAUUUUGAUCUGUUAUUAGCCGGGUUCGGGCUGCAACUACAAAAGUUGCAUCUUGGAGAAAUCUGAUGCAUGAGAAAAUUGGCGCCAAGAUAAACAUAUGGGAGAAGGUCCGGAGCAAACGACAUGAAAGUACACCAUUGUAAUGUAUUUACCCUUUUGCUCUAUCCCAGUCACUGAUCACGACCUUGCUUCCAGAAUACUAGCAUUAUGUAACACAAGAUCACAUCACCUGUUCAUGUUAUUGAGAUUCAGAACACUUUGAAUGACAUCUGGUCCUAGUCUGUGGUUUGGAUCCUUGCAGACUUGCAGAGCCAUGAAACAAAUCCUCACUGUUCUCGAGUCACAUGCAGAUCCUCGAAUGUCAGCAGUUCAGUAAGAAUCAAAUGUCAGUAUGCGGAUUGCCAGGAGACAGAAAUACAGACAGGCAGACAGACAGUACUGAUUGUACCAUGUGAAGAGGAAGUUUCUGAAUGAAACACAUGACAGAAUCAUCAGUGUGGUGACUGGUGAACUCAAAGAGAGUCUGAGACAAGAGAUGGAACAGUAGAGGUCAGCUUCUGUGUCAGUAUCUCUGUUUCUCCUCAAAAUACUGUAUCUCAAAUGGAUAUUCCCAGAUUACACUUGAACAUUAGGAGAAAGAAAAGUUAAAGCAAAGAUGUACAGCCUCUCUUUUGUACCAGGUGAGCAUAUUGAGGAACCAAUACAUAUUAUUUUUUC
Oryza sativa Japonica Group (Japanese rice) is the source of this 2378-nucleotide messenger RNA. The record is from RefSeq and is a predicted model, not a curated record. NCBI's taxonomy places the organism in Eukaryota, Viridiplantae, Streptophyta, Magnoliopsida, Poales, Poaceae.